CUCCACACAGCCUGCUUCCGGAACGAAACUGAAAUCUGCACUGUCACUGCAGACCAGCCCUCAGUCCGCCUUGCCCUGCCUGUGAGACGCCGAUACCAACCCUGUCAUGACUCUGCUGUUUACAGUCUUGCUAAAGGACCUAAAGGACAGCAGAAGAAGCCCUUAGAAGACGAAGACGAGACCAAAAUGGCAUCUACAAGCACACUAGAGGACGAUCUCAUAUGCUGUGUGUGCUGUGACAUCUUCAGGGAUCCUGUUGUUCUGUUGUGCAGCCACAGUGUGUGUAAAGCCUGCCUAAAGAAGUUCUGGAAAUCUAAAGGAUCUCGAGAAUGUCCAGUUUGUAGGAAAAAGUUCUUCAAAGCGAACCCUCCCCGGAACCUCGCCCUGAAGAAUGUGUGUGAGGCUUUUCUAGAGAGCCAGAACCAGAACCAGAACCAGACAGCCUUAGCUUCAACUUCAGCUUCACCUUCAGCAGAGACUGAGGUGCUCUGCACUCUGCACAGUGAGAAACUCAAACUCUUCUGUCUGGAUGAUCAGCAGCCUGUGUGUGUGGUGUGUCAUCUAUCAAACUCUCAUGAAAAUCACCGCUGCUGUCCAGUUGAUGAAGCUGUAUAUGACCUUAAGAAUAAACUCAAGUCUGCUUUGGAGCCUCUACAGAAGAAUCUGAGAGUCUUAGAGGAAGCUAAACGAGACUAUGACCAAACAGCCGCCCACAUUAAGACGCAGGCCCAGCACACAGAGACGCAGAUAAAGGAGGAGUUUGAGAAGCUUCACCAGUUUCUAAGAGAUGAAGAAGCAGCAAGUAUAGCUGCACUGAAGAAGGAAGUGAAGCAGAAGAGUCAGAUGAUGAGGAGGAAGAUUGAGGAGAUGAAUGGAGAAAUAUCAGCUCUUUCAGACACAAUCAGGAACAUAGAGAAGGAGAUGGAGGCUGAGGACGUUCUGUUCUUACAGAAUUUCAUGUACACAGAAAAACUAGCUCAGCUCACAACAAAGGAUCCAGAAAAGACAUCAGGAGCUCUCAUCAAUGUUGCUAAACAUGUUUCCAACCUGAAGUUCAGAGUGUGGGAGAACAUGCAGGAGAUUCUCCAUUACACCCCUGUUACUCUGGACCCCAACACUGCACAUCCAGACCUCUACAUAUCUGAAGAUCUUACUACUGUGGAAUUUAGAAAAAAGAAACCAUCACUUCCAGAUAAUCCAGAGAGAUUUGAUAAGUUCAGGUGUGUUCUGGGUUCUGAGGGGUUUAACUCAGGGAUUCACUGCUGGGACAUCCAGGUUGGAGACAGUGAAAACUGGGAACUGGGUGUGAUCAGAGACUCUGCACCGAGAAAAGGAUUUUCUUUCCUGGGUUUGAUGUUUAGUAUGUACUACCAUCAAAGCAGUGAUACAUAUUUGGUACACUGCCCUGAACAGCCAGAUCACAUCCUCACACCUACACAGAAGCUGCAGACGGUCAGAGUGCAGCUGGACUGGGACAGGGGGAAAGUGACCUUCACUGAUCUUCUAACCAACAAACAUCUGCACACUAUAACACACACUUUCACUCAGAGAGUUGUACCGUUUUUCAAUAAUAUGAGUGAACUGUGUCCCCUGACGAUCUUACCCAUGAAAGUAUCAGUAAAAGUGGAACAGGGUUAAUCUGUGUGUCAGAAUCAGAAUCAAGCUUUAUUGGCCAGGUAUGUGUACACAUACAAGGAACUUGGUUUUGGUUACAGGAGCUCACAGUGCCCAGUAUCAGACAGACAUUUACAUGGUGUGAAUCAAAUAAAAUAAAUAUCAAAUAAAAUGCAAUAAAUGAAAAUACAAAAAAACUGGACGCAGGACAGCUACAUAACAAGCUGCUCCAACUCGGCGUGCCAACCCCCACUUGCCAGUGGAUGACCAAUGUCUUCACUGGCAGAGAGCAGCAGGUGAGGUUGGGAAAGUUCACCUCAAACAGGGUUGUGUCCUCUCACCAUUGCUCUUCUCACUGUACACGAACGACUGCACCCCCACGGAUCCCUCCGUCAAAAUCUUGAAGUAUGCAGAUGACACUACAGUCAUUGUUCUCAUCUGAGGUGGUGACGAGUCUGCUUACAGACGGGUGGUAGAUCAGGUGGUUCUUUGUGCUGAACACAGCAAAAAAAGUGGAGAUGACAGUGGACUUCAGGAAGAGCCCUCCAGCCCUGCCAGCAGUCACCAUCCUGGACAGAACUGUGAUGGCAGUGGAGUCCUGAAAGCACAGCAAUCACCAAGAACCUGAAGUGGGACAACAACAUGAGCUCCAUCACCAAGAGAGCCCAGCAGAGGAUGUGCUUCCUGCAUCAGCUGAGGAAGUUCAACCUGCCCCAGGAGCUGAUGGUGCGGUUCUACACAGCCAUCAUAGAUUCUGUCAUCACCACGUCCACCACAGCGUGGGGCAGCUCAGCCACCAAGCAUGACCUCCACAGACUGCAGCGCAUCAUCAUUUUGUAAUCUGUGUAUUGCUUACCAUAACCUUCAUAAUGAUGCCGAACACAUCGCUCGCAAUACAAUGAAAAACUGUGGUUCAUCGGAAUACCAUUAAUAGAGAUUCCAGAAAACGACAUACUUUCCCAAACUGUCUUCUGUUUAUUUAUGUGUAAUCUUGUACAUGUGAGAGAUUAUUGUUCUAAAACGUGUACAGAGAAACCAACACAUAUGGUCAGUACAGUGAAUGAGACGCAGUAUUAAAUAUAUGUGUAUAUAUACCCAAAUUUUACCCAGUUUAUGCGUUCAUGAGAAACUGUUAAUUGGCAUAAUGUAUAAAAGGAGAAAUCAGCUCAGCCUAAUGUUACAAGCUAACUGAUCAUAUUUAUUUAUUUGGGUUUCUCAGCUUAGUAUAGAAUCUGUUUUAUUGUGUUAUUAUUAUUAUUGUUAUUGUUAUUAUUAUUAUGCAUUUACCUUCCACAUUAAAUGUUUU
This is a messenger RNA of Pygocentrus nattereri (red-bellied piranha), 2920 nucleotides long. RefSeq names its product tripartite motif-containing protein 35-like. Bases 187 to 1638 code for a protein of 483 amino acids. Gene Ontology annotation, molecular function: protein binding; zinc ion binding. The record is from RefSeq and is a predicted model, not a curated record. Lineage: Eukaryota; Metazoa; Chordata; Actinopteri; Characiformes; Serrasalmidae. The transcript is spliced from 6 exons.